AUGGCUGCCGUUCCUUUGAAGACAAGGGAACGUUGGGCGGGAAAACCGAAGCGAAAACCCGGAUGCGGUCUAGAUGAGCUCAUGGAUGUUGAAGAGAUAACCAAACUUAGUUCCAAGUUUGUACCUGGCAAAGGGAAUGUCGAACUAAUCAGGAAGGAAUGCUACAAGAGUGUUGGAGCUGACGGUGGUACACUUCAGCUGAAGUCAUUUGGGAUUGAUCUUGAGAUACCUCCUGGUGCAAUCGACAGCAAAGAGCCACAGGAAAUCUCUAUGCGAGUCCUAACCGAUACUCCUGAUCUUGGUUACACCAAAGACGAGAUGUCAGUCUGCUUUGGUGUCCAGUGCUUAGCUCCUGAUGACUUAGUCCUUAGGUUACCGGUGACUUACACAAUACCUCAUUGCGCUGUUGCAACAAGUUACUCCAAAUUAGAGGCAGUCCUAUACACAGGAGAUGGAGAAUACUCGCCACAUGCAGUUAUUAAAGAACGGAAAGUACUCUCAAGGUCUGGAAUACCCAGCUGCAACAUCAUGAAGGACGUACUCGUACUCAAGAUGGAUCAUUUUUCGUGGGCAAAGAUUAGGAUCAUGAUCAAGAAUAUCUUCUUCCGCGGAAAGAGGAUGUGCUGUUGGCCAUUUAAACAGAUGAACCUGCCCCCAGCUAAGACACCUGUUAUCUUACAUGCACACCUAUUCAACGAUGUGAAGGGAAACAAGGUUCAUUAUAUUCACCUUUUUCUUGAAGGGCAAGUCCGCCUACCAAAAAGUUGAUCUUAACAAAAUAAAGAAAAACAAAGAAGC
Molecule: messenger RNA, 798 nt
Organism: Lytechinus pictus (painted urchin)
Lineage: Eukaryota; Metazoa; Echinodermata; Echinoidea; Temnopleuroida; Toxopneustidae
Exons: 4
Coding region: 1-768 (255 amino acids)
Biological process (GO): netrin-activated signaling pathway
Cellular component (GO): membrane
Molecular function (GO): netrin receptor activity
Source: RefSeq, a predicted model, not a curated record